AUUAUUGGAAGCUGAGCAUCUUGAUUUAUGGAGCUGCUAAAGAUUUAUAUCUUGUUCAUCACUGUGAUGGUUUGGGAGGGUUUCAGCAGCUAAUAGUUUGUGUACAAGAUGAGAAAGAUGCUGUGCCUCCGAAACCACUCAAUCCUACUUUUUUUCUUUCUUUGAUCUCUGCUAAGAGUUGCUUCUAUGCGUUGCACCGAAUAGCUCAGAGGUCAAUAUCGCAUGCCAUUUGCAGGUCAUCUACUUUUCGGAAGUAAACGAAUGGGAGAUAAAUCAACUAAAGCUUCUGAAGUCCCUUCUAGAAAGCCAUUGAAGUUCACACCAAAAGUUCCAACCCAUAAAACAGCAAAGCCUGCAAUUACCGUCAUGAAACCACUGAAUGAAGCAGAAAAUAUUGUUGACAAGGAGCUGCUGCAGAGAUUGAAGCUGUCUCAUAAAGGUUUAGGAAGGAAAUCUGCCAAGUCUCCGAGAAAGUUGGAGCCAAUGCACAUCAAUCGAGGUGAAUCAACAUGUGCAAGGUCAUUUGGUGUUUCUCCUGGCAGUAUUGAUGGAAGGAAACAUCAAGAUCCCAGUAUUGAUGGAAGCAAACAUCAAGAUAGCAGCGAUAUAGUCACCCCAUUAGCGAAGAACAAAUAUGUUCAGCCAUGGAAAAAGGACUCGUAUUAUCCAGUCACUCUUCCUUUGAGGAGGUCAGAUGACAUAGAUCCAGAAGUUCUUGAUGAAGAGGAAUUCGGGGAGGCUUCUGCAAGUUCAACUCAAGAUGAGACCUGUAUUAAGCCAGCUGAAGAGCUUGGUCUGCUGGAGGAAAGUGAGAAACCACAGAUGCUCUUUUUCCAGCUACCUGCAUCUUUGCCAUUUGAAAAGCUGCCCGCUCUUGGUGGGAGGGGGAAAGAGAUUGCAGGACAGAAGAGUGCCUUGGAGAAGGGAUGUGGUUUGCAAGAGCUGCCUGCAGGAUUCAUGGGGAAAAUGAUGGUGUAUAAGAGUGGCAUUGUUAAGAUGAAGCUGGGAGACACCCUUUUCGAUGUGAGUACAGUCAAACCAGAUCUUACAAUCUGCAUUUAUUUACCAUCAGGAAGGGUAUCAUUGAGAUUGGGAGUUGUAGCAGAGUGUUCAUUCCAGGUCAAUGACACAUGCCAUGUAUCACUAAGGUUUCUCCUGGGGUGAACUGCAUCUUUCCUCAGGAUGUUGCAGCAAUAAAUACCAAAGAGAAGCACUGUUGCAUUCUUGGGAACAUUGAUAGGCGUGUCGUAGUAACCCCAGAUCUGGAUUCCCUCUUGGAUGGUAUAACGAAUUAAUAUUGCUGUUUGAUUGACGGUAGUACGUGUUUGGUCAUGUAAAUUUCAUCCAUGUGUAGAUGAUGUCUCUUUAUGAUGUAAGGAGCUCCAGCUACAUUCAAGAUUGAAACCAGGUGCUGGGCAGUAAUCACCAAAAUGUGUUGUUUAUAUAUAAAAAUAGGUUAAGGUUCAAUCUGUUAGUCGACUAAGCCGCAUCUAGCAUCUAUCUUUUCUAAUAACUGAAGCUUUAUUAAGAUUUGAAUACUACACGAUGCAGGACAGGUUUUAAGAUCAAU
Messenger RNA from Elaeis guineensis (African oil palm), 1570 nucleotides. The record is from RefSeq and is a predicted model, not a curated record. Lineage: Eukaryota; Viridiplantae; Streptophyta; Magnoliopsida; Arecales; Arecaceae.